Trypanosoma theileri is the source of this 402-nucleotide messenger RNA. RefSeq lists its product as uncharacterized. The annotation marks the transcript as partial. The record is from RefSeq and is a predicted model, not a curated record. NCBI's taxonomy places the organism in Eukaryota, Euglenozoa, Kinetoplastea, Trypanosomatida, Trypanosomatidae. The transcript has a single exon.
AUGGCAAAAAAAUGUACUGUUGCUACUGGAUGCUACAAAUUGGCGACUUCUGCAUCCCUUCCUAUUCCUGGGAACUGUUCACUCUGCUUAACCGCGAGUGGAUGGCGAGGCCACUACUUGCCGUGGGGUGGAAUUCCCCUCGAAGUGAAGGUGCUGGUGCCAAACGAGCUGUAUAUGAACACUCUCGGGAAAAACACGCUGUUGCUCCAGGAUGCAGUGACAGGUGCAAAUGUGGCUGAUAUGAAUAGUGUGUUCCUGGUGAAGUGCCCACACAGUGUGUGUUCACGAGAGACACUAAACAGUGGUGAUCAGGCAGUGAGUGUUGAUGUGUGUAUUGGGUCCGCUGUCACGGAUCGUGUGUACUUGUCUGCUAAGGGUCGACCCUUCUCUGCAACAACAGGU